Messenger RNA from Synchytrium microbalum, 1557 nucleotides. RefSeq lists its product as uncharacterized. The coding region runs from base 1 to 1557 and encodes 518 amino acids. Lineage: Eukaryota; Fungi; Chytridiomycota; Chytridiomycetes; Synchytriales; Synchytriaceae. Gene Ontology annotation, biological process: SCF-dependent proteasomal ubiquitin-dependent protein catabolic process. Gene Ontology annotation, cellular component: SCF ubiquitin ligase complex. The record is from RefSeq and is a predicted model, not a curated record. Gene Ontology annotation, molecular function: protein binding. The transcript has 4 exons.
AUGGCUGGCCUCCAAGAAGAGCUCCCAUUGGCCAAAACCACGAUAGAACCAGUCUCAAACGAUGAACUGGUCGACUUUCGUUCGAAAUGGAUCAAUGAAGUUCUAGAUAACAAGAAAGGAAAUAGUAGGACUCUCGCGGUUUCAUCUUCGUCUGUAUCGUCGUCGGAUGGGGACAGUGCAGCUCUUGUACUUGCUGCAGUCGAUGGCAAAUCACGACAUCAGACGAAAUCUGGUAAAGUUGGUAAAGUCAAAGAGAACGAACAGCCCGUCAUAUCAAAAGUAGACAAAGUGCUGGAUCCUGUAAGUGGUAAGACGUACGCAGCUUCGGUAGCAUCUACGUCGUCUUCAUCGAGAAAGGGGGACUCGAAACCCGUAAUGCCACAACAGACCAUACCACAACAGCAACAUUCUGUGCAUAGUACAGCACCACUACAGCAAUCAUCACCAAAAGAAUCUGAAGCGCUGAUACUCUUUGGACAAGCUUCUCAGUUUGAACGGCAGGGUAAUUUAAAUCAGGCCCUUUUGCUGUUUAGACAAGCUAGUCGCAUGUAUCCGGAUGUAGAGAGAGCUUAUAGGCAGGUGUUAUACCAGGAAGCGGCUUCUGGAAGUAGUAGCAGUAGUAAUGCAGGUGCUGUCACUUCAAGAGAGACCGCUGAUAAUUUCGAAACAUAUUACGGUGGUCUCGACGAAAACUCUGCAGAUUUAACCUUUGACGCUAUAGACAUGAUUGUCGACAUAGCAUCACGAGAAGGUGUCAAAUUCACCCCCAAGCACAAACUAAGAAAGCCGCCACUCUUCCAAAAGCUGCCUGGAGAACUAGUAACGCAAAUUCUGCAACAUUGUGUGCUUUAUGAUAUUGGUUCCCUAUGCUCGAUAUCGCUUGUAUGUAAAAAGUUUCUGAUUCAGGUGCGGGAGAGAUCAUUAUGGCGGUUUGUCGGUGAACGAACGUUUUUGAAGCCUGCAAAUGUGGGGUUGGUUGGUGUACCGAGCUUGAUGCACGAAGUUGGUGAGCGAUAUGGUGAUGAUUGGUUGAGAAUGUUUGUGGAUAAGCCGAGAGUUAGGACUGAUGGUGUCUUUAUAUCCAGAAUCAAUUAUGUUCGACAAGGUUAUGGUGAGGCAUGGAAUCAACCCAUACACGUAGUUUCAUAUUACAGGUACCUACGGUUUCUUCCCAGGUCUGGUAUCUGCUACGCAUGGAUGACGACCUUAGAACCAUCCCAAGUAGUCAAAGUCUUGAACAACCAGUCUCGAAAAGAGAAGGGAUUCAUGGUGGGCGCAUACCGUGUCACUGAGAUGGAUGGUGCAUGUCAUAUAUUCUGUCGCAUGAAGGAUUAUGAACGUCCAAGAACAACGUUUGAGUAUUCUCUGACUUUGACUAGUACAAAGAGAGGACGACAUAAUAAACUUGGAUGGAUUUCAUAUCACAUGCAUAAUGGAGAGACUAAAGAGAAUGCCAGUGAAGUUCCAUUGAAAACGUUGAGGCCAUUCAUGUUUUCUAAAGUCAGGUCGUAUCUGGUGGCACCCUCGAUUGAACAGCCAAAGAAUGUCAUCGUCUAA